AGUUUUUGGGCUAGAACAAUAAGUUCAUAUUUGGGUUUAAGGAAGGCCUAUGGACCUCCAUAACCUGAAGAAGGGAAAUUAAUUCCAUUUUAAUUUUUGCAGGUUUAUAUUGCAUACAUGGGAGAACGUCCAAAAAAUGAAUUCCCUGCUGCAACCCUUCACGGUAGCAUUCUGCUAGAAGUUUGGCGGAAGUGUUGCUGCAGAUUCAAUGGUUCUGUCGCCAACUUGACUGAGGAAGAAGCACGGAAAUUGGCUACAGAGAGGGAAGAGGUUGUGCCUGUGUUCCCUAAUGGAAAGAAGCAGCUUCACACAACAAGGUCAUGGGAUUUCAUGCAUUUCUCUGAAAAUGCUAGAAGGUUGAUUUUUGAGGGCAAUGUCAUUGUGGGUAUGCUUGAUACAGGGAUCUGGCCGGAUUCGAAGAGUUUCAGCGAUGAAAGUUUCGGCCCACCUCCGCAAAAAAGGAAUGGAACAUGCCAAGAAUCAUCCAAUUUCACCUGCAACAAUAAGAUAAUCGGGGCUCGGUACUAUCGGGCUGACGGCCAAUUCAUUCCCCACGAUGUUGCUUCCCCAUUGGACACGGAAGGUCACGGGUCGCACACAGCUUCCAGCGCAGCUGGUGACAUUGUUCAAGGCGCGAGGUUGCUCGGGCUUGGCUUGGGAGACACUCGCGGAGGAGUUCCCGGAGCUCACCUUGCUGUGUAUAAGAUAUGUUGGAGCGAUGGAUGCUACGACUCCGACAUUCUUGCUGCAUUUGAUGAUGCAAUUGCAGACGAUGUUGACAUAAUCUCUCUUUUAGUAGGGGGUUUCUUUGCUAUAAAUUUAGAGGAUUCCAUUGCAAUCGGAUCAUUUCAUGCUAUGAAGAAUGAUAUAAUGACAUCAAAUUCUGCCGGUAACUCUGGUCCUUUAUAUGCAUCAACUUCAAGUGUUGCUCCUUGGGCUCUUUCUGUGGCUGCCGGUACGCUAGAUAGAAAAUCUGCAAUAAAGUACAAUCGGGUAAUGGUGAGAUUUAUAAGUUUCUGUAUGUGGGGUAUCUCUAUCAAAACCUUUGAUACCGAGAAUAACACGUACCCUUUCAUCUAUGCCGGAGAUGCUGGUCUUAUUGGGACUGAUGCCAGUUAUUGUGAUGAUGGCACCUUGGACAAGAACAAGGUAGAAGGGAAAAUUGUUUUGUGCGAUGCCAUCAGUAUCGGAACAGGGCCAGCAGUUGCUGGAGCUCUUGGUAUGGUAAUGCAAAACCUAGGUUUUGAUGAUGUAGCCUUCAGCUUCAUCUUGCCAGCAUCCUAUAUGAGCAAUGGAAGUGCAGUUUUCAGCUACGUGAAAUCAACAGAAAAUCCCACAGCAAAGAUAUUCAAGAGUGAUCCAGAAGUGGAUGUAAUCUCCGUCUUUGUAGUUUCAUUUUCAUCAAGGGGACCGAAUAUUAUAACACCGGACAUUCUUAAGCCUGAUACAACUGGUCCCGGACUUGACAUGUUAGCAGCAUGGUCGGAAGCUACCACUGUGACAGGCUUUCCAGGGGACACAAGGGUAGUUCCAUGCAACAUAAUCUCUGGCACAUCCAUGUCUUGCCCACAUGCAUCUGGUGCAGCGGCAUACAUCAAGUCAUUUUAUCCAACAUGGUCUCCUGCUGCCAUUAAGUCUGCUCUAAUGACAACAGACCAAUCAGACGAUGAGUUUUCAUAUGGGGCUGGUCACAUAAAUCUGGCCAAUGCCACUAACCCUGGUCUUGUAUAUGAUGCUGGGGAGAUUGAUUGCAUUAAAUUUUUGUGUGGACAAGGAUACAAUGACACAAAACUAAAAGUUGUUGCCCGGAAAUGAUACAUCUUGUUCUGAAGCAACAAAUGAAACAGUAUGGGAUAUGAACUACCCUUCCUUCACUCUGUCUGCUACCGAUGUUGGACAACCCACAACCAGAAUCUUUCACACAGGACAGUAACAAAUGUGGGAUCAGCCAAUUCCACUUACAAGGCAGUGGUGAAUUACAAUAGAUGUUGAACCAAAUGUUCUUUCUUUUACAUUUCUUGGAGAAACAAAAACCUUUGUGGUGAAUGCUACUGUAACAUUUACACAACCAUCCACUAUCUCUGGUUCUUUGACUUGGUAUGAUGGGGUGUAUCAAGUGAGAAGCCCUGUUGUUGGAUAUCUUCCUCAGUUUUGAUUACCUACUAGUGUGUGUUUGGUUCAAAAGUCUAGUAGGGUUUUCGUUCAACAAGGAAUAAAGGAUAGAAAAUCUUCUGUCAAUGUAAGUGCAAUGCUGUUACUUGUAACAACUUCCGACAGUAAUAAAACUUCCAUCUAGUU
Molecule: messenger RNA, 2298 nt
Organism: Rubroshorea leprosula
Lineage: Eukaryota; Viridiplantae; Streptophyta; Magnoliopsida; Malvales; Dipterocarpaceae
Source: the annotation of a GenBank genome assembly